AUGUCACAAGAGCUUAGGGACUACCCGUUGGUGACCGCGGUAGAUUUACGGAGUCGUCGUGAACGGCCGAAGCGGGUAAAGAUGCUAACAAGAGAUUUCAUCGAAGACAGUCUAUACAACCCGCAUUACGGAUAUUUCUCGAAGCACGCGACUAUCUUUACACCCGGUGAACCGUUCGAUUUUAAUAACAUAGAGGAUGGGCCUGCAUUCAACAAGCUAUUGGACCAGCGUUAUGUGGAAUUUGAAGAUAAACUUGACGAGGUCAAUUACGAUGAAACUCGACAGCUGUGGCAUACGCCUACUGAGCUCUUCCGACCUUAUUAUGGGGAAGCUAUUGCUCGGUAUCUCGUUACGAACUACAAAUUGACUUUGUUCCCAUACCACGACCUCAUAAUUUACGAAAUGGGAGCAGGAAACGGGACGAUGAUGCUCAACAUUUUGGAUUACAUACGGGAUGUCGAGCCAGAAGUAUACCAAAGAACCAAGUAUAAGAUCAUUGAAAUCUCUAGCAGUCUUGCCAGCCUGCAACAGCGGAAUCUCAACCACUCUAUUCAUGCGGGCGGUCAUGGUGGUCAUGCCGAAAUCAUCAAUCGAUCAAUAUUUGACUGGGACACGUAUGUUCAUUCGCCAUGCUUUUUCCUAGCUUUGGAAGUGUUUGAUAAUUUUGGCCAUGAUGUGAUUCGCUAUGAUAUGGAGACCGGGCAACCUAGGCAGGGUUGUGUUCUCAUUGACUCUGAUGGGGAGUUUUACGAAUAUUACGUGCCAGACUUGGAUCGUUCUGCUGCUCGCUUUCUCCGUGUCAGGCAGGCAGCAGCUCGUCGGCCAUUUACCACGCCGUUAGGACCUCGACUGUGGCGCAAGCUUCAAACAGCUCUUCCAUUUGCGCCCAACAUGACAUUGCCAGAAUAUAUUCCGACCCGGUUAAUGCAAUUUUACGACAUUUUGCACGAUUAUUUCCCAGCCCAUCGUCUUAUUGCGAGUGAUUUUGACUCUCUCCCUGACGCUGUACCUGGUUUCAAUGCUCCCGUUGUCCAAACCCGAUACCAACGGAGGAAUGUCCAGGCCACAACACCAUAUGUACAUCAAGGAUACUUUGAUAUAUUCUUCCCUACUGAUUUCAAUGUGAUGGAAGAUGUAUAUCGAGCGAUUACUGGGAAACUUACUCGGCUAACGGGGCAUGACGACUUCAUGAAACGUUGGGCGUAUCUCGAAGAUACUCAAACGAGAAAUGGCGAGAACCCUCUCUUAAGCUGGUACAAAAAUGCCAGUGUGAUGAUAACUGUAUAA
Microsporum canis CBS 113480 is the source of this 1287-nucleotide messenger RNA. RefSeq lists its product as hypothetical. The coding region runs from base 1 to 1287 and encodes 428 amino acids. Gene Ontology annotation, cellular component: mitochondrion. NCBI's taxonomy places the organism in Eukaryota, Fungi, Ascomycota, Eurotiomycetes, Onygenales, Arthrodermataceae. Gene Ontology annotation, molecular function: protein-arginine omega-N symmetric methyltransferase activity. The record is from RefSeq and is a predicted model, not a curated record. The transcript is spliced from 3 exons.